UGUGGGAGCAGUGGGAAGUCGCUCCACGCCGUCGCUGUAUUUUUGAUUGUUUUACGACUUCUGCUUUUAUCCCUCAUUGGUCAGCCGUCCGUGUUUGUGGAUGUAUUUUUUAGCAUGAAAGACGCGUUACUUGCGGUCCCGUUUUUAACUUGAAAAACUGUUCGCCUAGUUGUAGCGUGCAUCCUUCAGCCUGGUCGUGUUUUGUUUUUGCCCGUUCCCUAACCGCUUGGACCACCGACGGACUAUUUACUAUCUUUAUUUUUAAUUUGCACUUUGGGCACUGAGACUUUUUCCUGGAACUUAUCGGCUCUGAUCUAAACUCGUGUUCUGCGUCCGACACUGAGGCGUACUGUUUGACUUUACAUCUGUCUGGAGGCGUGCGUCGUAGCGGAUCCGGGAAGAAGGCACGCUCCUGUUGCUUCGGUAAAGCGCGCGCACCGGUCCGGUCCAGAGCCAGCGUGAUCCCGGUGACUCACCGCGCAGACUUGGCCCACGCAGGGGUGCCCUUCCCACUCGCGUCGGGGGGAUUUUGCUGGAACUUCUGUGCCGUCUUCAGUUUUUGUCAGGGCGCAGCGUUGACUAAAUCGGACUGAAAAUGCCACAGUUAUCAGGCGGUGGAGGAGGAGACCCGGAGCUGUGCGCCACGGACGAGAUGAUCCCGUUCAAAGAUGAAGGGGACCCGCAUAAGGAGCAGAUCUUCGCCGAGCUCAGUCACUCGGAGGAGGAAGGGGACCUGGCAGACAUCAAAUCCUCCCUGGUCAACGAGUCAGAGAGCAGCCCCAACAGUAACGACGCAGCUAGACAGUCCCAAAUACCACAAGAUUCAUAUCAUGAAAAACACAGAGACCAUCCGGACGAUGAUUCAAUUCAAAACGUCUGCUUCUUCUCCGCAGCAAAACAUCAAGAUCUGUACGGUAAAAGCCACCCAUACCCAGGUUACCCAGGUUACAUCAUGAUGAGCAACAUGGGCAAUGACUACAUGAACAACGGCUCCCUCUCUCCGCCCAUGCCCAGAACGUCCAACAAAGUCCCAGUGGUGCAGCCGUCCCAUGCAGUCCACCCCCUCACACCUCUGAUCACUUACAGCGAUGAGCACUUCGCACCAGGGCCCCAUUCUGGACACCAUCAAGACAACAACAAAGGAAUGCCCAGGCAUCACCCAGGACCAGACAUGCCAAACUUCUACUCCCUGUCUCCUGGAGGAGUGGGUCAGAUCACACCUCCUCUGGGCUGGUUUUCUCACCACAUGGUCCCCGGCCCCCCUGGUCCUCAGGCGACAGGGAUCCCCCACCCGGCCAUCGUCAACCCACAGAUUAAACACGAGCCGCCCCACGAAACAGACCUCAUGCACAUGAAAUCUCAGCAUGACCAGAGAAAGGAGCAGGAGCCCAAAAGACCGCACAUCAAGAAGCCUCUAAACGCCUUCAUGCUCUACAUGAAAGAAAUGCGCGCCAACGUGGUGGCUGAAUGCACGCUAAAAGAAAGCGCCGCCAUCAAUCAGAUCUUAGGACGAAGGUGGCAUGCUUUAUCUCGGGAAGAGCAAGCUAAAUAUUAUGAGUUAGCCCGCAAGGAACGGCAGCUCCACAUGCAACUGUACCCAGGCUGGUCCGCACGAGACAACUAUGGGAAGAAGAAGAAGCGGAAGAGGGAGAAGAUGCAGGAAACAGCCACGGGUACAGGCCAGAGAAUGAAAACGGCGUACAUCUGAGAAUAUGGAGGAAAGAGAAACAACUUCUCCACAUGCAAAGCGAAGGCAGCAGCUCCGGGCCCUCUGCUAGAGAUGGAGGCCUGCUAGAUUCCAUGAAGACCUGAACAGUCCAACCUGAACCUCCACUUCUCAGAGGACCCUGCCCCCUCCCACUUGCCCCCUCCCUUCCCUUCCCGCCACCUGUCCCCUCCCACCUCCUCCCCCGUCUCCUCGAACCCCUUGAACUUUGCCCCCCCCCCCGCUUCAAACCGCCACAUGCUGACCACCACCGCUGAGAACGCCUCACCGUCUCACUGUACUCCCAGAGACACUGAACUCAAAUAAGACAAUCAUGAUUACUCACUCACUAAACAGUAAAACUUCAUCUCUCUCAAAUCAGCUUUACUGCAAUCCAAGGCACUGCACUGAAAUCCAGCUGCCACUUUUGAUGUGCGCACCAAGCCCCGCCCCCUCUCACUCCUGUUUCUAAGUUAUUGUAAGUUAUUUGUCGCCUGGUUUGCUUUGUAUAGUCCAUUAUAGUCCAACAUUCGCUCCCUUGAAGUCACCUUCCCUCUUCUCACUGGAUUUUUGAGACCAUUCUGGGAUUUAUGCCCAAACUGACCAAACACCUCUUUUUAGACUGCACUAAGGAAGAUGGAGGGAUCUCAUCUUGUCCAAGAAACGUCCUGAAAGCGCCAUUUUUGUUCAUGACCAGUCGGUGCAAAAAGGAUUUUAAUUUGCUCUUUUAUUUUGAAUGCUUUUUUGUACCUUGAAUUCUCGUUUCAGUUUCUUGGUGUACAUUUUAGUGAUAUUUUUAAUAUUGUUUUUUAUAUAUAUUGUGGUAUAUAUGAAAAUAAGCUUUGGACACAGGAAAGCCAUUUUUUCUUGUUGAAGCAUCUUGCAGAAAAUUGAAAGGCUUUUUUGAUAACUAUUUGUAACAAAUAGUGACCUCGAGUCUUGCUCAGAUGUAAAAUAAUGCUCAGUAUGUGUACUUUUUAAAACUGUCAGGACAUGUCACUUUUCUUGGUAUUUUUGCAGGCAACAUUAGGACAAAGGCGAGAGUGAUUGCUCAGAGGCCUAUAUUUUAUUGUUGGAAAUCAUGACAAAUGAAACAGAUAUAUAUAUUUACCCCAGCACUUGGCAGUCUUUUUUCUUUUCUUUUAUUGCAAUGGACCUUUUGUCUUUUUCUCUGGUAGCUAAUAGUGUGGUCUUUUGCCAUGUUGUUUAUUCCAUUCAAGCAUCUCUGUAACAUUUUGAUUUAAUGUUCUAUUUUACUAUUACUUGACCAAUUCCUUUUUAAUUGUCAUCUUUUUGGGUCACUGUCAUCUUGGUAUAGCAUUCGCGUCCCAAAUGGUCAUAUUUGAACUGUUUCAACAUGUUUUUGUUGUUUUUUAAAGAAAAUAAAAAAUGCACACUUG
Molecule: messenger RNA, 3105 nt
Organism: Boleophthalmus pectinirostris (great blue-spotted mudskipper)
Lineage: Eukaryota; Metazoa; Chordata; Actinopteri; Gobiiformes; Gobiidae
Gene: lef1
Product: lymphoid enhancer-binding factor 1
Exons: 11
Coding region: 596-1708 (370 amino acids)
Biological process (GO): regulation of transcription by RNA polymerase II; canonical Wnt signaling pathway
Cellular component (GO): beta-catenin-TCF complex
Molecular function (GO): RNA polymerase II cis-regulatory region sequence-specific DNA binding; DNA-binding transcription factor activity, RNA polymerase II-specific
Source: RefSeq, a predicted model, not a curated record